AUGGCAUCAAGGAUUCGACCACUGGCUCCGGCCUUCAGAACACUGCCCAGGACAGCAGCAGCUCGCCUUCCCUCGACAGCAGCAACAUCGUCCCUCGCAGCGCAGACUGCAGCUGCAGCAAGACGAUCCCUUUCCCUGAAAUCCUUUUUCACCUCCAGCAAGCCCAAGUCCGAUCCAUUCACUUCGCAAUUCGAACCAGUCCUCGAGCAGGUUAACCUCUUUCAUCCCCUCAGCAAGUCUCCCUUGCCCGCAGUACGCAGCAAAGCAGAAUGGAUCAACAACCACGGAACAUGUCCUGUAUGCAAGGAACACGAGCCCGAGGAGAAGAGCAAGGCACCAAAGUACGAGUGCCCGGAUUGUGGAUAUCCAACCCACUGUAGCGAGGAACAUUAUAAGAUGGACAAGGGGAAUCAUAAGCAUGUCUGUGGGGUACUCAGGGAGGUCAACGAGGACGAGCACGACCUUCGAUCUGGCCGUCGCAUGAAGGAGUUUGAGUUCCCGGGUGCGCAGCAUCGUGAUGAGGCGGUCAACCUGUCAAAUUGGGACACUUUCCUCUACACCCGUGGAUUCCUCAGUAUGAACUCGGAGCGAUCGAUGCGCCACGUCUCCCAUGUCUUGACAUACCCUCUCACCAUCGGCUCGGUUCUCCAUCAGUCUUCGCCAUACCGCCUCGGAAAGGAUCUCACUGUUGAGGGAUUGAAGUCAUUAGCUGCUCUUCGCCAUACACUGCACCCAGCUAUCAUCGGAGGAAUCACUCAGGCUCAGGAUCUUCGCACGACAGCAACACACACCGUUCGCAUCUUUUGCUUGGGAGCACGCGCAGAGUCUCACCUCCCACCCCACAUUUACAUGCAGCUCGCUUACCUGUUCCCCAACACAGCCUUCCAAAUCCAUUUCAUCGGACCGGACGCGAUCCCACCACACACAAAGUCGAAGGAUCCCCACCAACAUGUACACUACGAGCAGAUGACAUUUGUGUAUGACAGUUCUCGCUAUGAGGCCUAUCACGCCGAGGCAGGACCCUUCAACCCUUAUUACGACAUCUUCUUCCUCUUCUCGCCCGGACUCGCUCACCCGGCCACCCGAGAGAUGUGGAAGCCGACGAUCCCACUCUUGCUCGACACCAAGUGCGCGAUCUUUGGAACAGGAUUCGAUGAGAACGAUGUGAUGAACGAUGUGAACGAGAUUGAGAGUUCGGGAUAUGAACUCGACUGGUUGAUGAAACCCAGGGAGAAUGUGUUCAGGAGCUUGAAGCACGAGAUCAAUAUGACGGACGUCCGUCAGUCGGCCCAGUGUAAUUGGGGCAUCUGGGGUAUCCGUGGACGCCGAUAUGAUGUUAGGCCUGCGGAGGAGUAG
Messenger RNA from Gamsiella multidivaricata, 1356 nucleotides. Its product is annotated as zinc-finger of mitochondrial splicing suppressor 51-domain-containing protein. Gene Ontology annotation, cellular component: extrinsic component of mitochondrial inner membrane. NCBI's taxonomy places the organism in Eukaryota, Fungi, Mortierellomycota, Mortierellomycetes, Mortierellales, Mortierellaceae. The record is from RefSeq and is a predicted model, not a curated record. The transcript is spliced from 3 exons. The coding region runs from base 1 to 1356 and encodes 451 amino acids.